AAGUCCUUGCAGUCUUGGAAAGAUACGCGAUCGUCGCACCGAUCCCCUGGGACGAUCGCAUACACCACUUGCGCCGCAACCUUGCCUUCAUCCUGCGAACCUAGGGAUCUGCACAUUGCAGCCGAAUUAUCAAGGACAAUUCAAAGCCCCCUGCGCCGUACUGUCCGGUCGAUCACUUAAAUCAGUCGGUAUCUCGAUCUUGGCGAAGCACUGCAAGGGAUUUUCGAUCACUGGAAGCCAGGCCAGACCACAGGAGAACCUUACUCACUGCCUUUUGACAUGCAGCGAUAGCCCUUGGGAAAACUGGUCGUUCGUCAACAUGGCCAGCCAAUUGGUCUCACUCGGAGGCUGGUACUUCCUGCCAAAUCUGGUCACAGGUUAUGCACAAACAGCCGCCUACUCGAUAUUCAUUCGAGCCGGUGACCCCAAACCCGCUCCUGGCUCGCAGCGCUACAUUCGCGAUCGAAGGCGGAUACACGUCGCCGUGAUCAUCCUCUACCUGCUGUACACAGUCUACGAAGCCGAUUACCAAUUACGCCAACAAGGCGACUUUUACCAACUACUCGGCGUACCGCACAACGUCGACGAUCGGUCUCUGCAAUCCCGCUUCCGUCGCCUCACCGUUCAAUUCCACCCCGACAAGGCCACCGGCUCAGACAAGGCCUCCAUCGAAGCCAUCUAUGUCCGCCUAAAAGCCGCUCGCGACACUCUAGUCGAUCCAGCCAAACGAUUUGCCUACGACCGUUUCGGCCCUGACAUCCUCCGCUGGCAGUCCUGCAAGACACUUCCCGACUACGUGUACCAUGGCCUGCAGCAACUCUCCGUCUACUACGCGACUUCCGCCAUCGCGCUCAUCGUGCUCGGGUUGAUGGGCUACUUGAACAACGGCAUGUUCUGGCGAUACUUCGUCAUGGGAACGCUUUUCGUCGUGGAGAUGUACACCAUCACGCGCCCUCAUUUUCCCGUCCUCCUGGAGAAAUUCAUCAACCCUUUCCUCAUCACAACGGGUCUGAGACCGCCCUACCUCCCGUUUCAGAUGAUCAUCCUCCUACGAAAAAUCGCAGUCACGUUCUUCAUCGCCAUGUCCCAGCUAGGACCUCUUCUCCAAAGCGCAAGUCCAGGCAUGGAGGACCCAGCUGUUGUGUCGAUGCAGCAGAUCCAGCGAAUCGAAGCGGUGGCUGCUGCGGUGGACACGGAGCUCUCACGAUUGAUUGCGAUGGAAGUGAUUCCGUUUGGAAAUGAUGAAGCUUCGGUUGGAGAGUUGAAAGAGGGGUUGGUGGAUUGGUUGAAAGUCAAUACGGUGCGAAAUGAUCCCGAGGUGAGGGCGGCGAUGGCGAGAGUGUUGGAGAGGAGGAGAGCGGAGGGAAGGGAUCCCGGUGGCGAAAGACCUGCUGUUGGCGAGCGGUGA
Zymoseptoria tritici IPO323 is the source of this 1408-nucleotide messenger RNA. RefSeq lists its product as uncharacterized. The coding region runs from base 320 to 1408 and encodes 362 amino acids. Gene Ontology annotation, molecular function: protein-folding chaperone binding; misfolded protein binding. The transcript is spliced from 3 exons. Gene Ontology annotation, cellular component: endoplasmic reticulum. Lineage: Eukaryota; Fungi; Ascomycota; Dothideomycetes; Mycosphaerellales; Mycosphaerellaceae. The record is from RefSeq and is a predicted model, not a curated record.